CGCGUCUAGAGAAAAAUGCCUUUGUACCAGAAGCCAAUGAGGUAUGGCCACACCGAAGGCCACACAGAUGUCUGCUUUAAUGACGCUGGAAGCUGCAUCAUAACUUGCGGUAGCGACGGAGACGUCAGGAUUUGGGAAGGUCUGGAUGACGACGACCCCAAGUCCAUUAACGUGGGAGAAAAGGCCUAUUCGUUUGCUCUGAUGAACGGAAGGUUGAUUACUGCAGUAUCGAACAACACCCUCCAGAUCCACACGUUCCCAGACGGCGUUCCAGAUGGCGUCCUGACCCGCUUCACCAUGAACGCAAACCACGUGACUUUCAAUGCCGACGGGACCAAAGUUGCUGCGGGAUCCAGUGACUUCUUGGUGAAGAUCGUGGAGGUGGCUGACAGCAGCCAGCAAAAGACAUUUCGAGGGCACGACGCACCUGUUCUAAGUGUCUCGUUUGAUCCACAGGGUGCUUUUCUGGCGUCAGCAAGCUGUGAUGGAUCUGUCAGAGUGUGGAAUAUUGCAGAGCAGAUCUGUGAGAAAAGCUGGCCGCUGCUGCAGAAGUGUAAUGACGUGGUCGAUGCAAAAUCAAUAUGUAGACUCGCCUGGCAGCCAAAAAAAGGAAAGUUUCUGGCCAUCCCGGUAGAGAAGGUGGUUAAGAUGUACAAGAGGGAGACGUGGAACCAUGAGUUUGAUCUGUCCGAUAACUUCAUCUCUCAGACUCUCAGUGUUGUAGCCUGGUCUCCCUGUGGACAGUUUGUGGCAGCAGGAAGUGUUGGCGGCUGUAUGAUCAUUUGGAAUGUGGAUACAAAGGAGUGUCUGGAGAGGGUCAAGCAUGAAAAAAGUUACACCAUCUGUGGGCUGGCCUGGCACCCCGGAGGCAGUCAAGUCGCUUACACAGACACGGAAGGCAAUCUGGGUCUGCUGGAGAAUGUCUGCAGUGCGGAUGGAAAGCCGUCAAAUGCCAAGGUAUCCGAUCCUGCGUCCAAAGACUAUGACGAUCUUUUUGAUGGAGAUGACAGCGAGGACUUCCUCAACAGGGACUUCGUUGAACCCCAGUCGUCCCCAAAGGCAGAAACAAAUUAUGACGAUGAGGAGGACGACCUGACAGUAACAUCGGGAAGGCCCAGGAACCGUGGGGCCAUAAUUGAGGAUGACGAGAACUCCAUAGAUCUUGGCUUGCUGAAGGCUGAGUCUGCUCCAAAUAAGCCGGACGAAGAGGAUGACCGGGAAAGCCUGUCUCUUGUCCUGCCGCAGCCUUCUACCCAGAGACCUUUCUAUGAUGGGCCAAUGCCAACGUCUCGGCAGAAACCGUUCCAGUCGGGCUCCACCCCAGUGCAUCUCACGCAUCGUUUCAUGGUGUGGAACUCUGUUGGUAUCAUUCGCUGCUAUAACGACGAGCAAGACAACGCUAUAGAGGUGGAAUUCCACGACGCUGCUGUACACCACGCGAUGCACUUGCCAAAUUCUUUGAGCCACACCAUGGCAGACCUUUCCAUUGAAGCCGUUUUAUUAGCCUGCGAGAGCACCGAAGAGCUGGCGAGCAAACUUCACUGCAUCCAUUUCAACUCCUGGGAUUCCAACAAGGAAUGGACGGUCGACAUGCUGCAGGACGAAGACAUCCAAGCAGUCUGUUUGGGCCAAGGCUGGGCUGCGUGUGCCACCAGCGCGCUCCUCAUCCGCGUGUUCACAGUGGGGGGAGUUCAGAAAGAGAUCUUCAGCCUCCCUGGUCCGGUGGUGUCCAUGGCAGGACAUGGAGAACAGCUGUUGGUGGUCUUUCACAGAGGUACCGGCUUUGAUGGAGACCAGUGUCUUGGAGUUCAGCUGGUAGAGCUUGGAAAAAAGAAGAGACAGAUUUUGCAUGGUGUCCCGCUUCCCCUUUCCUGGAAGUCGUAUCUAACAUGGGUAGGAUUUUCAGCAGAAGGUACCCCAUCUUACGCGGAUUCGGAAGGCAUCGUGCGCAUGCUGAACAGAGGGCUUGACAAUACUUGGACUCCGGUCUGCAACACGAGGGAGCACUCUAAAGGGAAGUCGGACCACUGCUGGAUUGUCGGCAUCCAUGAAAGGCCGCAGCAACUGAGAUGCAUCCCUUGCAAAGGAGCACGCUUCCCCCCAACGCUUCCCCGCCCUGCAGUCGCUGUGUUGCCCUUCAAACUUCCUUUUUGCCAGGCUGCAACCGACAAGGGACAGAUGGAGGAGCAAUUCUGGCGUUCUGUCCUGUUCCACAACUACCUGGAGUAUUUAUCCCGAAAUGGAUACGAAUGUGAUGAAAGCGAGAAAGGCCAGGCCGUCCAGGAGCAGCAGAAUCUCUUGAUGAAAAUGUUUGCGCUUUCCUGCACGCUGGAACGUGAAUUCCGCUGCAUGGAGCUGGCGGAGCUGAUGACGCAGAACGCCGUGAGUUUGGCCAUCAAGUACGCCUCGCGCUCUCGGAAGCUGAACCUCGCCCAGAAGCUGAGCGAGCUGGCGGCAGAGAAAUCGGCUGAGCUGGCAGCUGCCGACGAACUUGGCAAGGAGGAAGAGGAGGAGGAUUUCAGAAGCGACCUGAAUGCUGGUUACAGCAACACUCCCACAGAAUGGAGUCAGAGCAAAGCCAAAAGCCUCCAGCGCCAACAAAGCACGGAAGCCAGUUCAGAAGUGGAGGAGGACGAAGAAGACGUCUCCGAAGAGGCAAAACCGAGUGAGACACGCACACUCAUACAAGGUUCCCCCGCGCAGUGCAGAAAUUCAACCACACCCAAGCCCGCUGUAAUCGUAUCCAGCAGUCAAGGACGAGUCAAUCCGUUCAAGGUGUCCAGCAGCCAAAAGGAUCCCAUCGCUCACUCGACGAACAUCUUAGACAACAUGAGCAAACUGCCGAAGAAAAAUCCCACGUCGGUCAGACGGACGGUUCCUAGCAAGGAAAAGGGACCAGUGAUAAAACCGCUGGUUCCCAAGCCCAAGUCGAGACAGGCUGCAGCAGCUGCGUUUUUCCAACCCCGAAGCUCUGAGAAGAAAACCACAGAAGAGAAAGCAGAAAAAACUGAAGCUGUGCCAACUGAGACCCAAGCUCCAACUGAGGAUGGUGAAAAUAGAAGGCCGAAGACCGGAUUCCAGAUGUGGCUGGAGGAGAACAGAAGCCUCAUUUUGGCAGAUAAUCCUAAUUUUGAAGAAAGCGAGAUCAUACGAGAAGGCAUGGGUCGAUUCAGAACGCUGUCUCCCGAAGAAAGGAUGGCUUGGACUGAGAGAGCCAAAGGAAGAGAAUCUGGCGAUUCAGGCGAAAGGAAAAAGAGGAAGCACCCGGAAGGUGUUAACAGCGAUGGCCAAGAAAGCCCGGAACAAGAAUCGAAAGAGAACAACAACUCGGCCAAAAAACCGAAACCCGCUGGCCAGGUGGGGUGCCUGAAGCUUUCAGCCUUUGUCUUCAAGCAGACCUAACCGGACUGUUGUCGUCUGAAAGGGCUCCUGUCGUGUGAACAGGCCAGCCAGCAGGUAACCAUGAGGGAGGGGUGAUUUUGUGCCAAGCGUCCCAGCAAAGAAGCUCUUUCUGGAAAGAGCACUACAUAUUUAGAUGGCCGUAGAUGACUCUGUAUCUGUCUUGAGUUAGUUGUACAUUCAGUUUGCCGUUGGGUUGUUGUUGUUUUAGAAGGGUUACCACUUCGUGCUGUGCCACUCGGGGAGUUCAGCCGCAACAGGUCUGUAUCUAUGAGUCAAAGACCCAAACGUCACUCUGCUGGGAGUUUUCCAGUAGCUCAACCCUCUUUGGAUGCUCCAUGACAGUGAUGCAAAGGAGGCAGGAUUAAGGAAGAAAGGGGACCGUGGCUUUGACUGACAGGCCUGUGCCAGGGGGCGUAAAAAUGCUCUUCUGACCCUCGAGCUGCACUUUGCGCCGUGGGAACCGAAGCGGUCCCUUUCCAGAGGCGCUUCUUGCGUUGCUUCUAAAGGCAGAGUCCCUGUUUGUUGGAGUUUGUAGUUUCCCUCCCCCCCCCCCCCUUGUCCUUCUGCGUGUGCCGAUCAGUGAGCGGAGUGAGCAAUCGAGAAGGAUUCGUUCAGCUCUGCGCCUGGUUUGUGCCACCUAACCCCGGCCCUAUACAGGAGAAGAAUAUGGCAGGGGCGGCCAAGGGUAGCUCUCCAGAUGUGUGUUUGUUUUUUUUUGCCUACCACUCCCAUCAGUCCCAGCCAGCAUGGCCAAUGGCUGGGGCUGAUGGGAGUUGUAGGCCAAAAAACAUCUGGAGAGCUACCGUUGGCCACCCCUGGAAUAUGGGAAAGAAGCCGUCUCCCGCGGUACAGGGCGGUGUCAUGAGACAUGUCUGUGUGCUGUGUCCUGGGCUACAGCUGAUUGAACAGCUUUCCUUCCUCAAUCUUGGAAUGUUUGUAUUUUUAUAUUUGCCUUGUAACUAAAUAAACAAGUUUUUUUGUUUGUUUUCU
Heteronotia binoei (common prickly gecko) is the source of this 4392-nucleotide messenger RNA. It is a transcript of the gene WDHD1, whose product is annotated as WD repeat and HMG-box DNA binding protein 1. The transcript is spliced from 25 exons. Gene Ontology annotation, biological process: DNA-templated DNA replication; mitotic cell cycle; DNA repair. Bases 16 to 3402 code for a protein of 1128 amino acids. Gene Ontology annotation, molecular function: protein binding; chromatin binding. The record is from RefSeq and is a predicted model, not a curated record. NCBI's taxonomy places the organism in Eukaryota, Metazoa, Chordata, Lepidosauria, Squamata, Gekkonidae. Gene Ontology annotation, cellular component: nuclear replication fork.